CACACCCCUUUUUGCCGCCCACCCCCCGCCGCGCCUCCGGCUGUCUCAGGGCCGCCGCCUCGACUCCCUCUCUUGCAUUGCGACGCGAGGAAUCCGCUAGUCUACCCACCCGCGACAAAGUCAGAGUCAUGGCGAAUGUUGAGGAUGGGAGCAAUGCCGCUGCUGCUGACACGGGCGACCAGAUCUGGGGCGGACGGCAGAGCUCGGGCAAGCUGACGAGAAAGCGCGUGAUGGCGGGAGGCGCCCUCCUGGGCGCCGCGGCGCUCGCGGUCGGGCUGUACGUGGGUCUCAAGGACGAUUCCAGCACCGACCGAACGCUCAUCACGGGUCAGUCCGACCCCAACUCCCUGGGGUGCUUCGCGGACACUAGCGAUGGAAGAGUUAUGGAGGCACAGCUCACUGACCAAGCCAUGACCCCCGAUAUGUGCAACGCGUACUGCGAAGAUCUGGGGUACUACUACUACGCCGUUCAGUGGAGCAUCGAGUGCUGGUGUGCUCCUGAGACCACAACCGCUGACGAACUCGCGGUCCACGGCCUCGGGACUUGCGACUUCGCUUGCGGGGGUGACAGCGACCAGAUCUGCGGAGGGUUCUGGGCCUUUACUGUCUACGAAGUCGGAACGGAGUCCACGACCCCUACCCCGUCGGCGACGACGUCGUGCGACUCUGCCGCAACUGUCCGCUUUACCGACGACAUCGCUUACUUCGAGGGCGGCGGGUGCGGCACCCUGACCCAAAUGUACGAAGCCCAGGAGGGUGACGGGCCCCUGUACGUCCUCGACGAGAACAACGACGUAGUCGGCGGAACCCCCACCGGGUACUGGCUGCUCGACCGCAACCUUAGGGUGGUGGACGGAUCGACCCUCCUUGUGCACGGCACCGCCGCGAGCGGCGAUGCGGACGUCCUUCGGCUCCUCUCGACUUCCGAUGACUUCAUCGAGGUCCGUGGGUACGGAGGCAACCUGCACUUCCAGUCGACGACGGUGACGUCAUGGGACACUGACAACGGCCAGGAGAGGGAGUGGGACGGCGACGGGCGGUCCUUCAUCAACUGCGUGACCCAGUUCGACGACAGCGCCAUCUGGGACUGUGACGGGCGUUCCAACCAGGAGUGGGGAGAGUGCAGGAUGGAUAUCAUCAGCUCCACGAUGGGUAACAUGGGAUGGUUCGACGCCGAGUCGUACGGCCUCACGUGGAAGGUCCGCGGCGCUUGCGAGAUCGACCCCGACACCGGGGUGCCCUACAACCACGAGAUCUUCGAGGACCACAACGUGUACGGCGACAUCCUCAACUCGGAGAUCUACGGCAUGUACUACGGGCACUACUCGUACGGCCACCAGGGAGGCGUCUGGGACAGCAACAUCAUGAGGGACAACAUCCAGUACGGAUUCGACCCCCACGACGACUCGGACGACCUGACCAUUUCCAACAACAUCGUCUAUGGCAACGGCAACCACGGUAUCAUCGCCUCCAAGCGCUGCAACAACGUCAAGAUUUUCAACAACGAGGUCUACGAUGGCGGAGAAGACGCUGUGGGUAUCUUCCUUCACCGCAGCUCCGACGGCGCUGAAGUUCACGACAACGUUGUCUACAACAUGCAGGACGCAGGUAUGGCGAUGAUGGAGUCCUACGACGCCAAUAUCUACGAUAACUCGUUCACCAACUGCCGUUACGGCAUCCGGCUGUCUCUCGGCAGCGGGCGCAACAUCAUCACGAACAACUUGUUUUCCGGCAUCACGCAAUACGGCCUCUACACGUACAUGGGCAGCGACGACCCGGACGUCCCCAACAGCAACGGCCGCCCUUCCGACAACGUCUUCGACGGGAACACCAUCGAGACGGACGGCGACAACAUCGGUGUCCACAUCAAGGAGGGCGACUCGAACGUUUUCAUCGACAACGUGUUCACGGGCGUGAGCACCUACGAGUUCGAAGACUCGUCGGACACCACCUGGGUUGACAACACGGGCGGUGGGUGCCUCGACGGAAGCACCGACUUCGCCGAGGGGGGUAUUACCGAGUGUUGAGUAAGUAACGCACAAGAGGGAUACUUUGUGGAUCUAGAGACACGGUACGCGGGGUUUGCGCUUCGAAGGGACCCCCACGUUUGCGUCUCUGUUGAUUGUGGCGGCUCGUUUUUUUUCCCAUGGGAUUGUCAAGAAAAGCCCGGGAAAAAUAAACGAGAGCCGAUGUUAUGGCGCGUGGCUGCGCGGGCGGGACUUCCGUGUGCUUUUGUGUCGUGUUGAUGUGCGCGCUGAGUGUUUGCACUCGGCUUGUAGAGUGUCUUUUCGAGACCCCGGUUCUCGUGUUCGGCAGUCGUCGGUCUUUCGUGUAGAGCGUUCGAUCGGGCUAAGAAAACAAACAAAAACGUUUGGUAGGAGGACGAUCUUGUACCGCCCUUCCUAGAUUGCGAAAGAAGAUUGCGAAAGAUGGACAUAUGGUUGUCCCGUGCAUGCCGGUGUAUUUUUCUUGAUUCGUUGGGUGUCUCGGUUGGUUGUUACAGUGCAUUUUCCUACCAUUUAUAUACCUUUGCGUAUUUUCGGUUUUUGGUUUUUGUGCUUUUUGUUAUAUUUUGGAUGGUACGCUCCGCAGAAUGAAGCGGUCAACCACGAGCUACGCCCGCCUCUUUUUGUUUUGUUUUUGGAGGAUGACUCGACCCCACCUCCAAAAUUCAAGUGAAGAGUGUUCCGUGUGCUUUGGUAGGCUUGAAUCGGUUGGAACUUUUUUCUGGCCUUGGCUCUCUGCAGUAGAAGCGUCCUCCCCCCCUGCAUUUCCCCCCCUUCCAUCUUAUUGGUUGUGUGCCGUACAUAUGCAUUUGCCGUCGCAUACAGGUAAUACGAGUUCGUAAAAAUACCAAAGUUCGUAAAAAUACUGGCAUGUCUGCACGGGUGCCCUUUGCCGGCGAUUUUUGUCUGUCGUCUUCCCGAGUUUCUUGAGCCGAAGAGAGGAGAACUGUCGCGCCCGAUUUCGAGGAUGUUGAUGAUCUUCGCCGCUAUGAUUGAUUUGACCUGUAGCGCCUGGUUAUCUGGUCGCUGGACAGACGCCGCUGGGUUCGACUGGUUGUUGUAAAAGUAGCCGCAUGUAGUUAAGGGCCUUCUGCCGGUGGAAGCGCCUUGUUUGCGCGAUACACCGCCGUUGGGUUGGGAAUGCCUUUUAAUUGUCUUUUUUGUUUCAGGGGCAUAGUGCGCAAGG
This is a messenger RNA of Ectocarpus siliculosus, 3192 nucleotides long. The record is from the annotation of a GenBank genome assembly. Lineage: Eukaryota; Phaeophyceae; Ectocarpales; Ectocarpaceae.